Molecule: messenger RNA, 3240 nt
Organism: Mesocricetus auratus (golden hamster)
Lineage: Eukaryota; Metazoa; Chordata; Mammalia; Rodentia; Cricetidae
Gene: Ccdc120
Product: coiled-coil domain containing 120
Source: RefSeq, a predicted model, not a curated record
GGUAGGCUGGGCCUUUACCUAGAGGGAGGCAGCCAAGACAGCAGUCACUGCUGUUCACUUCUACUGCCAGGAAAACUAGGGCCUGGAUGAGACGCCUAUUCUUUUUGAGCUAUUCGAGGCUGUCUGACUCUGGUGAGACUCCUGGCUGUAGCCUAUGGGCCUCUGAGGAGGCGUUGUAAGUCUGCCCAGCUUCUCACUUACUGUGUUAGCACUCAAUGGGAAGGGAACCAAGGUCAGGCCAAGUGGGUCCAGACAUUGACACAGAAUCUGAUCCAGCAGGCCAGGCCUUGUCCAGCCAUCAGCCACAGCCUCCACACGAUACAAGGAUGGAAGUCAAAGGUCAGCUGAUCAGCUCUCCUACCUUCAAUGCCCCAGCUGCCCUGUUUGGAGAAGCUGCCCCCCAGGUGAAGUCAGAGCGUCUUCGAGGGCUGCUUGACCGACAGCGGGCCCUCCAAGAGGCCCUGAGUCUGAAGCUGCAGGAGCUCAGGAAAGUGUGUCUGCAGGAGGCGGAACUGACCGGCCAGCUGCCCCCUGAGUGCCCCCUGGAGCCUGGUGAACGGCCUCAGUUGGUACGCCGGAGGCCCCCCGCAGCACGUGCCUACCCUCCACCACACCCGAACCCAGCACACCACUCCCUGUGUCCUGCUGAGGAACUGGCUCUUGAGGCCCUGGAACGUGAGGUGUCUGUACAGCAGCAGAUUGCAGCUGCUGCCCGCCGCCUGGCCCUGGCCCCCGACCUUAGUGGAGAACAGAGGCGGCGUCGGCGCCAGGUGCAGGUUGACGCACUUCGGAGGCUGCAUGAGCUGGAGGAGCAGCUCAGGGACUUCAGGGCCCGCCUUGGCCUCCCAGUGCUCCAGCAGCUGCCCCUUUCUGCAGGAGCACUAGUCAGUGCCCAGGGUGUCUGCCUGGGCACACGCCUUGCUCAGCUCAGCCAAGAGGAUGUAGUUCUGCACUCGGAGAGCAGCUCCCUCUCAGAGUCGGGGGCCAGCCACGAUAAUGAGGAUCCUCAUAGCUGCUUCUCCCUAACCGAGCGCCCCUCACCACCAAAGGCCUGGGACCAGUUUCGGGCAGCAUCUGGGGGGAGCCCUGAGCGGCGAGCCCCAUGGAAACCUCCCCCAUCCGAUCUUUAUGGGGACCUGAAGAGCCGGCGCAACUCUGUGGCCAGCCCCACCAGCCCCACGCGCUCGCUGCCCAGGAGUGCCUCCAGUUUUGAGGGGCGAAGUGUGCCUGCCACCCCUGUCCUCACCCGGGGCACUGGCCCCCGGCUCUGCAAACCUGAAGGCCUCCAUUCUCGCCAGUGGUCCGGUAGUCAGGACUCUCAGAUGGGCUUUCCUCGGCCUGACCCUGCUUCGGAUCGGGCCUCUCUCUUCGCAGCUCGCACCCGCCGCAGCAAUAGCUCUGAGGCCCUGCUGGUGGACCGAGCAGCUGCGGGGGGAGCUGGAUCUCCACCUGCCCCCCUGCCUCCCCCUGCUGCUGGUCCUCCAGUCUGCAAGAGCAGUGAGGUGCUGUAUGAGCGCCCCCAACCAGUCCCUGCCUUCUCCUCCCGCACCGCUGGUCCCCCAGACCCUCCUCGGGCUGCCCGGCCUAGCUCAGCUGCCCCUGCAUCCCGUGGGGCCCCCCGGCUCCCACCCAUGUGUGGAGACUUCCUCUUGGACUAUUCGUUGGACCGGGGCUUGCCCCGUGGUGCUGGUGGGGCAGGUUGGGGGGAUCUGCUUCCUGCUCCUGAACUCCCAGGACCCCUUUCCCGCAGAGAUGGGCUCCUUGCCAUGCUCCCUGGUCCUCCACCCAUAUAUACCGCCGACGGCAGCAGCCCCCUUCUCCGCAGCAAAGACCCAAACACCCGUGCCAUCCGUUCCAAGCCCUGUGGCCUGCCCCCAGAAGCUGUGGAGGGUCUGGAAGUACAUCCAAACCCAUUACUCUGGAUGCCACCACCCAACCGGCUACCUCCAGCUGGUGAGCGAGGUGGCCAUAAGAACCUUGCCCUGGAGGGGCUCCGGGACUGGUACAUCCGGAAUUCAGGACUGGCCAUGGGGCCCCAGCGCCGGCCUAUGCUUCCACAUGUGGGCCCAACACACGCACCCUUCCUCCAUGCCCGCUGCUAUGAGGUGGGCCAGGCACUAUACGGUCCUCCCAGCCAGGCACCGCUCCCGCACUCGAGGAGUUUCACAGCACCCCCUGUCUCCGGCAGAUACUACACGGACUUCCUGUACCCCCCGGAGCUGAGCUCUCGUUUAAGUGACCUGACUCUAGAGGGGGAGCAGUCUUCCAGUUCUGAUUCCCAGACCCCAGGGACAUUGGUCUGACCCUUCCUGAUAAGCCCCAUGUUGGUCUGGACAUACUCCAGUCUGGGGAGCACACGGUCGACCUUGCUGAGCCCUGGGAUGUGGUUGCUCUUGGUCCUGAGGGACAGCUGCUUGAUCUCACAGGACGCCUGGCUUCUUUUGGGCCCAGGAGGAUGUCCGAUACUCCUGCUUCUCUUCUCAUUCUGUGCUGGGGGACUGGAGGGCCCCAGCUAGCUUCAAAGAGGGGGAUAAUGGUGGACUCUGCCCCUUCCUCCAUUUCUGUUUACAGUUGUGAUUUAGUAUUCCCUGUCUUUGCCCAACACUAGGUGUUUUAUAAAAGGGAAACUGUGAGCUCAUUCCUGGUUGGGUUCAUUCCUGUCCCUUUGCCCAACCUGUUCCUUUCAGGAACCACCACCCCGCCUCAGUGAAAUGGACCAUAUAGAGUCUCGGGGGUUAAGCGACUGCUGUGAACAGAACUCUUUGCCUCCUUCCACUAGAGUUCUCGAACAGAUGGGCUCCUGUCCACCUUUGGAAGGAUGGAAGUCUGGGUGGGGUAUCUGAAGGAGCUAUUGUCUCUGUGUCUGCCCAUGGCCUCUGUGUUGACCUUCCCCAAUCAGGAAGCUAUACAAGAGGUUGUCAAGAAGCGGAGCCAUUUGAGUAUGUUGCAUCCUGGGAUGCUGCAGUGGUUAAAACUGGCAACUGAUAGAUGCCAGCGAAACCCUCAGGUGACAUCUGGCCAUGGGCCACAGGCCACAUCAUGUCCUCCUUGGCAUUCCUUCUAUUUACCACUUUUUAAACAAAUCCACAUAAGCUGUGUUUUCUAUAUGUCUGUGACUUUCUGAAGCUGGGGGUUCCCCUACCCCCUUUACCUGAUAUUAAAUUUUCUUUUUGUACCAGUGGAUCUGGGCCCAAGACGUCACACUGGAAGGGGAUUUCUAUAAUAAAUGUAUAAACUGAA